AUGGUCCGGUUACCCAUACCGCAACGGCUGAGUUCGCAUCUCAGCUCGAAAACCCCGACCCCGGGGCAGAGUCGCACCCCAAGCCCGUCGCGAGUAUCAGAGAAGCCGCUGAUUCUCAAGGUCGCCGUGCUGAAAGGAAGAGACCUUGCGCCGAAAGAUCGAGGCGGAACGAGUGAUCCGUAUUUGAUUGUUACGCUCGGAGAUUCCCGGCAGUCGACUCCCACGAUACCAAAGACUCUCAAUCCAGAAUGGAACGUCGCGUUCGAGAUGCCCGUGGUCGGGGUUCCGCUGCUGGAAUGCAUUUGCUGGGAUCAUGACCGGUUUGGCAAGGACUACAUGGGAGAGUUUGAUAUUCCCCUCGAGGAUAUUUUCCAAGAGGGCGAGAUCCAGCGAGAGCCGAAAUGGUACACUCUCGAAUCGAAACGGCGGCCGGCCCGCAAGAAGGAUAGCACCGUCUCGGGAGAGAUCCUUCUGCAGUUUUCCCUGGUCGAUACCGCAAAUCCCAUGGCAUCGCCCCAGGACACAUACCGCAAAUUCCAAAAUCUCGUUUGCUUCGGCGAGGAGGAAGACUACUUUCCUCAGGAAACCUCGCAGGACUUGGAAGAUGUUGACCGAGACGAAGAGACCUCUGACGAUGCCGACGAACCCGAGGUCGCUGAAAAGCGCAGGAAACGCCUUCGUCUGAGACGUCUGAGAAACAAGAGCUUAGCGGCUAGGGCAUAUCAGUUUUCUGGCGUGGGUAAUGGAGUGCAGGGCAUCGUGUUCAUGGAGAUUGUCCGUGUCACGGACCUUCCGCCAGAAAAGAACGUCACUCGGACAUCCUUUGAUAUGGACCCGUUCGUUGUCACAUCACUAGGAAGGAAAACGCUUAGAACUCCCGUUAUUCGCCAUAACUUGAAUCCAGAGUACAACGAGAAGAUGGUCUUCCAGGUUAUGAGGCACGAGCAAUCGUUCACAAUCAGCUUCGCGGUGGUCGACCGAGAUAAGUUCUCUGGCAACGACUUUGUUGCGUCGGCCGGUUUCCCGCUUCAAACCCUCAUUCAAUCCGCGCCAGAAUCGGAUCCUGAAACGGGCUUGUACAAGUUCCUAGAUCCAACAUUGGAUCCAACCGGGACUGAAGAUGCAGCUUCCAAAUCCAGUUUUAGAGUUGGGACCAGUCCAUCCUCUUCUACUCAAAAGCUCCCAAUGAGGCCGUCCCUUAAGUCUCGAAACUCAGGCACCUCAACCUCAGGCCGCUCGAUCUCAGGUCACUCCCAGCAUGAUGUUCCACCGUCGAUCCCUCCGAUCAUUGUACCGGAGGUUGGAGAGGAGGAGCUAGCGGCACCGGAAGAAGUGGAAGAAAGGGACGAGGAAAGCAAAGGCGCAUUCAAGGCAUCCGCAAACGCUACCUCUGACGGCGGAAUCGCUCCUCUGGAUACAGAUGGCCUCAAGGUGUACAAGAUUCCUCUUAUCCUGAAGCACAAGGAACGAUGGGAAGAUAAACACUCGCCAGAGCUUGUUAUCAAGGCGAAAUAUCUACCGUACCGUGCACUUCGCCAACAGUUCUGGAGACUCAUGCUGCGGCAGUACGAUGCUGAUGACAGCGGCCGUAUCGAUAAGACAGAAUUGACAACGAUGCUCGAUACUCUUGGUUCGACUUUGAAGGAAUCUACGAUUGAGAGUUUCUUCCAGCGUUUCCAGGCUGAGAAUGAGCCAUUGGAGACGAUGGACUUGUCAUUCGACCAAGUCGUCAUUUGUCUGGAAGACACCUUGCAGAAUUUGCAAAAGGACCCGAGAGUAGCUAUGAGAGCGCACACGCACACGCCGUCAUCAGGUAGCCAAGAUAGCGAGGAGCCGUCCAGCAGUGACGACCUUGCCGCGGAGAACAGCACUAGCUUCCCAUCCAAUAUGGACACACAAGGCACAUCCGUUCCCACACUGCCCAGUGACGAGCAGCCUGGCCCCAAUGAAGACGAUCUCCAGCCAGACGAUCUGGGCGAUGAGCGGGGUGAAGAGCAUGUUGUUGAGAUCCGUGAAUGUCCCUUGUGUCACCAACCACGUCUCGCGAAGCGGUCGGAUGCGGACAUCAUCACUCAUAUUGCUACCUGCGCAAGCCGCGACUGGAGACAAGUCGACAACCUUGUCAUGGGUGGCUUCGUUACGUCCAGCCAGGCGCAGCGUAAGUGGUACACCAAGGUGAUCACAAAGAUUUCUUAUGGUGGUUACAAGCUGGGUGCCAACUCGGCCAACAUCCUCGUUCAAGAUCGGAUUACUGGCCAGAUUAAUGAGGAGCGUAUGAGUGUUUACGUGCGGUUGGGUAUUCGUCUGUUGUACAAGGGAUUAAAGAGUCGGGAGAUGGAAAAGAAGAGAAUCCGUCGCAUCCUGAAGUCUAUGAGUAUCAAGCAGGGCAAGAAAUACGAUGACCCUGACUCCGCGAGCCAGAUCAAGGAUUUUAUCAAUUUCCACCAGCUCGACAUGUCGGAAGUCUUGUUGCCGAUUGAGCAGUUCAAAAAUUUCAACGAAUUCUUCUAUCGGCAGCUGAAGCCUGAUGCUCGACCAUGCUCUGCCCCUGAGGAGCCCCGGAUUGCUGUGUCCCCUGCCGACUGCCGCACAGUGGUUUUCGACCGGAUGAGCGAAGCUACCAGUAUUUGGGUUAAGGGCCGCGAAUUCUCCCUUGAAAGACUCCUUGGAGACGCCUACCCUGAGGAUGUGAACCGGUAUAAGAACGGUGCUCUCGGAAUCUUCCGUCUCGCCCCUCAGGACUAUCACCGUUUCCACAUUCCCGUGGACGGUGUCAUGGGGACGCCAAAGACCAUUGAAGGCGAGUACUACACGGUGAACCCAAUGGCCAUUCGCUCUGCCCUGGACGUGUAUGGUGAGAAUGUGCGUAUCUUGGUACCGAUCGAUUCAGUUGCCCACGGCCGCGUCAUGAUCAUCUGUGUCGGAGCAAUGAUGGUCGGCAGCACAGUGAUCACGCGCCAGGCCGGAGAAAAGGUGACUCGCGGGGAAGAACUUGGAUACUUCAAGUUCGGCGGGAGUACUCUUCUUGUUUUAUUCGAAGAUGACAAGAUCAACUUUGACUCCGACUUGGUGGAGAACUCAAGAGGCCCCCUGGAGACUUUGGUCCGCGUGGGCAUGUCCAUCGGCCACAGCCCUGAAAUCCCUCAGUUCGAGCCGGACUUCCCCAAGAAAGAGAAUGUCACCGUGGAGGAAAUGCAGGCCGCUAAGCGACGGAUCGAAGGCAGUCUGGCACCGCCGACUGAUCCGUCUGGAAUUCAGUAG
Aspergillus chevalieri is the source of this 3261-nucleotide messenger RNA. Its product is annotated as putative phosphatidylserine decarboxylase Psd2. Gene Ontology annotation, molecular function: phosphatidylserine decarboxylase activity; calcium ion binding. Lineage: Eukaryota; Fungi; Ascomycota; Eurotiomycetes; Eurotiales; Aspergillaceae. The transcript has 7 exons. The coding region runs from base 1 to 3261 and encodes 1086 amino acids. The record is from RefSeq and is a predicted model, not a curated record. Gene Ontology annotation, biological process: phospholipid biosynthetic process.